AUGUUGGUUCUAUUUGAGACGCCGGCGGGUUAUUCUCUCUUCAAGUUGUUGGAUGAAAAGAAGCUCAAGAAUGCUGACGAUCUUUCCGAGGAAUUCAGCUCGACGGAGGGCAUUCAAGAUGGAUUGAAACUUAUGGCUUUCAAGAAGUUCAAGACCACCUUAGAGGCCCAGAAAAGUGUCAUCGAGCUUCAAGAAGGAAAAAUUAGCAAAUCUUUGAAAAAACUGAUCACUUCGAAGCUCGAAGAAGGCGAGAAAUUGGCCGUUGGAGAUGCUAAGCUAGGAAGCGCUCUUAAGGAGAAGUUACAAAUCUCUUGUGUUCACAACAAUGCUGUUUCUGAAUUGAUGAGGUCAAUCCGAGCCCACAUCGACGAUCUUCUUGGAGAGCACAAGACUGAAUUGAGCGCCAUGAACCUUGCCGUUGCUCACUCGCUUGGAAGAUAUAAAGUCAAAUUCAAUCCCGAGAAGAUUGAUACGAUGAUUGUUCAAGCAGUUUGUCUUCUCGAUGACUUGGACAAGGAACUCAACAAUUAUCAGAUGCGCUGCCGUGAAUGGUACGGCUGGCAUUUUCCGGAGCUCGGCAAAAUUCUCGCGGAUCACCAGGCUUACGCAAAGGUGGUAAAAACAAUUGGAAUGCGACAAAACGCGAUCAACUCUGACUUGUCUUCGAUUUUGCCAGAAGAUUUGGAAACUAAAGUCAAGGAAGAAGCGGAAAUCAGCAUGGGUACCGACAUCUCGGAAAUUGAUCUCGUUCACAUUGAACAACUCUGUGAUCAAGUCAUUCAAUUUACGGAGUACAGAACCCAAUUGUUCGAAUACUUGAAGAACCGAAUGAGCGCGCUUGCUCCAAAUCUGACCGCAUUGCUCGGGGAAUUGGUUGGAGCUCGUCUUAUAUCUCACGCCGGAUCUCUCGUCUCAUUGGCGAAGUACCCAGCCUCAACUGUUCAAAUUCUUGGCGCUGAAAAGGCUCUAUUCCGUGCUCUGAAGACCAAGAAGGAUACGCCAAAAUAUGGGCUGAUCUAUCACGCUCAACUCAUCUCUCAAGCUCCUGCAAAGAUUAAGGGAAAGAUGGCAAGAAAAUUGGCGGCUAAAGUUUCUUUGUCUACAAGAAUUGAUGCACUUGCUGAUGAAUCGAAAGGAGCCGAAAUUGGUAUUGAAAGUCGUGCUGCACUUGAAAAUGUUCUUCGUUCGGAACAAGAACGUGGACCCAAAAAGAUUGGCGGUACUUCUCAGAAACACGAAAGAUAUAGCUUCAAGAGUGAGACACACGCCUAUGAUGACUCCUAUGACAACACUGCAAAGAAAAGCCAAAAGAGGUCAUUCAAGGAUGAUGAUGAGGAAGUGAAGCCAAAGAAGUCGAAGCUCAUCGAGGAAAUCGAUACAGAGCAAACACCAUCUGGCAAGAAAAAGGACAAGAAAUCCAAGGAAGUCAAGGAAGAGGAGCUAGAAGAAGAGCAACCCGUUGACUCCUCAAGCAAGAAAAAGAAGAACAAGAAGAAGCAGGUCGACGAAGAUGAGGAGGAGGAG
Molecule: messenger RNA, 1524 nt
Organism: Mesorhabditis belari
Lineage: Eukaryota; Metazoa; Nematoda; Chromadorea; Rhabditida; Rhabditidae
Source: the annotation of a GenBank genome assembly